AUGGCAAACGGAAGUCUAGAGAAGUGGUUGCACGGAGAUGGUCAUGAUCAGCUGAAAAGGGACUUGAAGUUUACUCAAAGGCUAAACAUAGCUAUAGAUGUGGCUUCUGCGUUGGAUUAUCUGCAUAAUCAUUGUCAAACGUCACUCAUACAUCGAGAUUUAAAACCGAGCAAUAUUCUUCUUGAUGAUGACAUGAUUGCUCGUUUGGGUGAUUUCAGGCUAGCCAGGUUCUUAUCUGAAGUUGGGCACACUGGUUCGAUUGGAAUGAAGGGAUCUAUUGGGUACAUCCCUCCAGCAUCUACACAAGGAGAUGUUUACUGCUAUGGAAUCCUUCUACUGGAGAUGAUCACCGAAAAGGGGCCAACUGAUGACAUGUUUAAGAACAAUCUAAGCCUUCAUCAUUUUGCUAAGUUGGCUUUGCCUGAACAAGUAAUGGAGAUUGUUGACCCACAACUGCUCGUAGAAGAAGCUGAAGUUACUCAGCACAAUGAAAAUCAUGUCAAUAGAAGAAAUAGAAUGCAUGACUGCUUGAUUUCAAUGGUCAAAAUUGGUGUGUUGUGCUCUGUAGAAUCUCCAAGAGAACGGAUGUUGAUGAGAGACGUUGUUGUAGAAAUGCAUGCAAUCAAGGACUUGUAUCUUGGGACCGGUAUUCACCGAGACAAACAAGUUAGGUCACAAAUAUUAGAUGAAGGUUCGUCUUACCUUAGUCAUUAUUAA
This is a messenger RNA of Magnolia sinica, 717 nucleotides long. Its product is annotated as receptor kinase-like protein Xa21. Gene Ontology annotation, molecular function: ATP binding; protein kinase activity. Lineage: Eukaryota; Viridiplantae; Streptophyta; Magnoliopsida; Magnoliales; Magnoliaceae. Gene Ontology annotation, biological process: protein phosphorylation. Bases 1 to 717 code for a protein of 238 amino acids. The transcript is spliced from 2 exons. The record is from RefSeq and is a predicted model, not a curated record.